Aspergillus fischeri NRRL 181 is the source of this 2058-nucleotide messenger RNA. RefSeq names its product HET domain-containing protein. The record is from RefSeq and is a predicted model, not a curated record. NCBI's taxonomy places the organism in Eukaryota, Fungi, Ascomycota, Eurotiomycetes, Eurotiales, Aspergillaceae. The transcript has a single exon. The coding region runs from base 1 to 2058 and encodes 685 amino acids.
AUGGCCCGGUACCAAUAUAUACCCCUGCCUCCCAUCGACGAACUCGGCCAGAGUCCCGCAUUCACGCGGAUUUUGACUCUCUAUCCUGGCACAGAGCACGAUCCACUAUACUGUACUCUCGACAUUGUUGAUAUUGAACAUUGUCCAUGGCCUCCGGAAGCCCUGUCGUAUGUAUGGGGCAGCGAGCGGGCGCCUGUGCCCCUCUACUGCGGUAAUGGCCAACUCAGCAUAACCCUAAACCUGGACAUCGCGCUUCGCCACCUUCGUCUCCCUCAUGCUCACCGCAGGCUCUGGGUCGAUGCGGUCUGCAUCAAUCAAGAGGAUCUGAGGGAGCGAGAGCGUCAGGUAGGUUACAUGCGGCUUGUAUAUAAGCAUGCAGUCCCAGUCAUUGCAUGGCUUGGCCCUGGUAUACCCGAAACAGCAGAAGCGUUCGAUUUUGCGAGGAGAUUGUCCGAGUUGCAGAAGGAUAUAAACGAAACCGCGACGAGUGCACCCGAUGGGCGGACACUCUACUCGAUGAAGAAUGAAGCGGACAUUAUCAUUUUCGAGUCAAUGGCGGCAGAGCCACGGGCGACGGACGCCCUGGCUCGUCUUUUCACAGGGCAGUACUUUGAACGCGUGUGGUGUAUACAGGAGGUCGCCGCCUCGCAACGCUGCAUUGCCAAAUGCGGUCAGCACGAGAUGGAUUUCUUUGAUUUGCUCUCGCUGCAGACCUAUGUCUGUAAUCUCCGCGGGGUUAUCAUGGAUGCUCAGGGCCUGGAUUAUCCUGAUGGUACGGUGUCUUUCUGGAGUACGUUUGUCCUUGGCAGACGGAAGAUCUUGGUGUCGCAAAAACGGCAAUUCGUGGAGGGAUCUAUCGGCAAGAUGUUCACUUUACUUGCAGGGAUCCGCAACUUCAAAUGCACCGACCCCCGCGAUCGGAUCUUUGCUCUGCUCGGAAUCUCGGACGAAGGAUUGCAGCCUGUUCUGGCACUGACCCAAGUCGAAGGUGCACAUAACUCGAGGGCAUUGUCGCUCCUUCGGCGCGGGAUGAUAUGGCUCUCGGACAAGGUGAACUCACUCGGGCCGGAUAUCAACUUCCUCAGGCCAGCAGCCCUGAGUCCAAACUACUCCAAGCCUGUGCGAGAAGUCUACAGAGACUUUACAAGGUUCAGCGUGCGCCAACAGCCACGAAAGCUCGACAUAUUAUCGCUCGUACAACAUACCACCCAUCCGUUACAGGACAAUUGGCCAUCCUGGGUUCCUAAGCUGCAUGAAGAACGCUCAGUGUCUCUCUUACCACCUGGUUUGUGUCUCGCGGGUAUCCCAGUGUAUGGCCACUAUCGGUAUUUCGCGGAGCUUCACGAUUCACCCCUCAAUGGCGGCUCAGUCGAGCCAGAUGUCCUCCAGCUGGACGGGUAUCGUGUUGAUCUGGUUGACGCUGUGAGCGAUCUUAUUCACUACAAGUACACGGAAACGCCGCCAAUAGAAGCGAUAUGGUCUCAGCUCUUCGACUUUCCCUUGUUUCCGCGUCCCGGCUUUCAGUAUACGGGGACAAGCGAGGCUCUAGAUGUUGCUUUCUUGCAGACAAUAGCUGCCGGCAUACUGGGGGUGAUUAGCAUGUUCCUCAACCAGCAAACCUCCUGGCAGGAGUCAAGGCCUGACGCUUGGGACGCCUUGAGAAGGCAGGUAAAGAGUAACAUUUUGGCGUGGCUGCAAGCACAUCCACUGGCUCACGGAUUAUCCUACCCCGACCUAGUGCCAGAGGGACAAUUGGCGGACCUCCCUGGGGGUGAGAAUGCAUAUACGCAUCCUCUUUGGCUCUAUUCUCGGAAUAGGCGGAUGUACAGAACGAGAUCAGGGCUUGUCGGACUUGGUCCGCAAAUGAUGCAGCCAGGGGAUCAAGUAGUCGUACUAUUUGGGGGAAGUCUGCCGUUUAUUUUACGACCGUGGGGAAGAGAGUGGUUACUUAUCGGAGAUACCUAUCUUCAUCAUGAUUCGAUCUUGCAGGGAGAGCAGGUCCAGAUGGUCAGAUCCUCAUCCGGCCCGUCCAGGGUUGAGACUUUCAGGCUAGCAUAG